Lolium perenne is the source of this 846-nucleotide messenger RNA. NCBI's taxonomy places the organism in Eukaryota, Viridiplantae, Streptophyta, Magnoliopsida, Poales, Poaceae. The record is from RefSeq and is a predicted model, not a curated record.
AUGGCAGCAGCAUCACCACCGUGGCCGCACGCCUCGGCGGCGACCGAGACCCGAGUGUGUUUCCAUGGACCAUGGAGCAUGCACGUCCACCACAAUUGGAGCGAUGACAUGUGCUCCGUGCGCCUCCGCUGCGACGUGAUCCUGUCCCACGGGUCGCGCAGGUUCGGACCCAACGGCUGGUUCAUCGACGUCGGCGAUCCCGUGGUCAUGAAGCUUGACCAGCGGGUCAAAGUCUACCACCCCAGCUGCUUCAUUCUCACCGAGCUCUGCGACGAGCUCAUCCACAGGAUGCUCGCCGAGGCGCCGGCGACCAGCAGGUGCGACCUCGCCGCCGGCAACUGGGUGGACUCAAUAUUCUGCACGCCCCUUGAGAUAGCCAACGCGAUGGGUGAUUACGUUGGCCGUGAGAUGGACGAGAUCUUGACCGCCGCGCGCAGCGCCGUCCCGGCCGUCCGGCCUGUCGUCCCGGGCUACGACAUAGAUAUUGAGGUACCGCAACUCCGGGUGUCCAUGGUCUGCACCGAGCUCAAGGAGCUGCUCGCCUCGUGCAAGGAACCGGCCGCCAUGGACACUGUGGCUGCCAGAGUGUCGGCGCGCAGGAGGAAGCGCCGCCGUGACCCUGCCGGCGAGCUCUGUGCCAUCUGUUUGUUGGAUUUCUUGGAGACUGAGCAGGACGACGCCGUCAGGCUACCGUGCUCCCAUCCCUUCCACAGCGGGUGCAUCGAGCCGUGGUUCCACCGCGCGUUGACGUGCCCAACCUGCCGGCGUGACAUUAUGCAGUGCUUCAGCUUCGCCACAAGGACCGCUCAUAGAUGGCUUAAACGAAGACGGGCGAUUCCUACAUAA